UCAUUGAAUUUUUGCUCAUUCGGUACAAUAACGGCCUCUCAAUCGGUUGGUGACUUUGAACUUUGCCGCUGUAAGGAUCUAGUGAACCGUUUCCUGUCGGAGAUGGGAAUAGGUGGAAAAGCUAUCUGGAUAGGUGGGAUAUUCCAGUUGGUGCUGUUGCUAGGCCUUUGUAUGGCUAUUGGUCACCGAGCGCUAGCUGCUCCUGAAGGAAUAAAUGUGUACAAAGAUAUACUGCGAGGAAAAAGCGAUGAGGAUUACUACGAUGGAACUAUCAGCGAGGAAGGCGAACCUAAACUGUUUUUCUUCCGGACACCUGUCAGUUCCUAUGCGGGGCUCAAUCUGGCAGACACCUUCGAAACUUAUGGAAAACGCACCUUUAACAAAUACAAAAAUAUGAUGCUGAACAAAGAUGUUCCAGAAAUAUUGAUCGAAGAUCCUGAAGAAAUCAAGGAAUCUGCCAAAUUCUACAUCCCCCGAAUAAUGCCAAAAAGAACGCCAGGUGCCAUUUUAAGCUGGGCCAUCCCAGCAGCAAAUCGAGUGAGAGUCAUAAGCACCAACUACCGACCUCCUGGGAUAAAUCGACCAGCAGCUUAAUUCGACCGAUGGAGCAAACAUCAACGCUACCCAGCAUGGAAAUGGAUGUCACUAAACGAAUGUUGUCUAAAUCUGCUCUGCAACACUAUUGUGCCCUCCAAGCCAACACCAUACUAACAGCAACAAGGAAAACGGUCAUCUCAGAGGCAAUGAAAAACUAAAGCUCAUCAAUAUGGAUAAUGCUAGUUUUGUUCUGUUGUUAAUAAAAACUUGUUCGAAUUAGGAAGUUCCAUCACACAUUUACAUGUUUCGCAUUCACUAUUAUUAUAGUUGUAAAAAAUUAUAAAUAAUACUGAUUUCUUUGGUUUA
Messenger RNA from Uranotaenia lowii, 903 nucleotides. RefSeq lists its product as uncharacterized. The record is from RefSeq and is a predicted model, not a curated record. Lineage: Eukaryota; Metazoa; Arthropoda; Insecta; Diptera; Culicidae. The transcript is spliced from 5 exons. Bases 103 to 594 code for a protein of 163 amino acids.